AAGUAUCUUUACAUUUUCAGCAUAUUUUGUCCACAAAGUGGACAACUCCUUUCUUUAUGCCAUAAAGCAGCCCCCUUGCACAACUACUUGGAGGAAUGUCAGUCUCCGAGGCCUGCUGUGACCUUUUCUCCUGGGCUGCAGCAUCCUCAUCUGCUGUGUGUGUGAGCACACAUGUGCGGGCACAGCAGGAGGGCUAUUCAGAUAUGUUCUGGCUUCUACUCUAAGGAUAAACCUUUUUGUUUACUUGUUCUCUCUUCCCUUUAAUACUGACUUUGUCUUCUUUCCCUAGCUUUUGACUCUACUGCACAGAAAUUAGCUACAAUUUGAACUGAGCACUAACACAGUUAAAAAUCAAGAUCUUCCAGGAGGACAGAGAUUAAGAGUAACAUCAUGGCCUCCCUGGGUUUGCAGUUCCUUGCUUUCAUCCUGGCCAUAUGUGGGGUCUCUGGAGUGCUCACGGCCACUCUGCUGCCUAACUGGAAAGUGAAUGUGCAUGUGGGCUCCAACGUCUUGACAGUCAUUAUACAACUUCAUGGGUUGUGGAUGGACUGCACGUGGUACAGCACUGGGAUGUUCAGCUGCAUGCUGAAAAACUCAAUCCUAUCCCUCCCCAUCCAUGUGCAGGCUGCCAGGGCCACCAUGGUACUGGCGUGUGUUCUGUCUGUCUUGGGGAUCUGCAUUUCCAUAGUAGGAAUGAAAUGCACUCACUUAGGAGGGGAUCAAGAAACCAAGAGUCAGGCUUCCUUUGCUGGAGGAGUCUGCUUCAUGUCCUCAGGGAUCUCUGGCUUAAUACCCACAGUGUGGUACACAAAGGAGAUCGUCGUGACAUUUCUGGAUCCGACAGCUUCAGAAAGCAACAAAUAUGAGCCUGGAGGAGCUGUUUAUAUAGGAUUCAUUUCAGCAAUGCUGCUGUUUAUCUCUGGCAUUCUUUUCUACAUUUCCUACACCAAAAAGAAUCCAGAAGCUGGGCUGUCCCUUCCCAAGCAGGAGCAGCCCUCUACUGCUCAGUUAAAAAACAGUUCUGCAUACAACCUGAAGGAUUAUGUGUAAAUAGGUACAUAAUGCACAUGCAAUGAAGCUUCUGGCCAACUGCUGGGACUUUAUUUUAGAUACAAGUAUCAGACUCAUGCUUGACUUCCUCCACCAAGAGUGCAAAAUACUUUAAAAACUACUAAGUAGUUUAAAAUAG
This is a messenger RNA of Heterocephalus glaber (naked mole-rat), 1189 nucleotides long. The record is from RefSeq and is a predicted model, not a curated record. Lineage: Eukaryota; Metazoa; Chordata; Mammalia; Rodentia; Bathyergidae.